This is a messenger RNA of Biomphalaria glabrata, 1671 nucleotides long. RefSeq lists its product as uncharacterized. The record is from RefSeq and is a predicted model, not a curated record. Bases 757 to 1635 code for a protein of 292 amino acids. NCBI's taxonomy places the organism in Eukaryota, Metazoa, Mollusca, Gastropoda, Planorbidae. The transcript is spliced from 8 exons.
GUUAAACAUUAAUAACAAUAAUGUGUGACAUCAUUUGUAAACCUUUGUGUUGUGUCUAAGAAUGAAUACACAACUUCACGUUUUAGUUUUUUUACUUGCCACUUGCGAUCUCCCGGAAACUGACAUGAGUUUAUGUGUGUGUAAAGUCAUGCGCAAGUGGAUGUGUAGAAAAACAGAGACAAGUUCUGAAUAGUCCUGACAAUUGAACUGUGUUGGUUAUUGAGAUGUGCUGGUGUUUGGGUAAAGAAUUAUGGAGUAUUGAAAUGAUUUAUCUUGUGAUUUCUGUGGAUUAUAGUGUGCAUUUAUUUCAUUGGAUUAUCAUUUCAUGUAUUUUUGACUACUAAAGUUGUGCGUCUUAUGAAGGCAGCUGCAUCCUGAGAGAAAGAUGAGACCGGGUGAUAGGACAAGCCUGCAUUUUAAAAAACGAACACCAACAAUGACUUGAAGAGGUCAAGUUUAAGUAAACCUAAAGUCUGUCUGUAUGUGAUUCUAUACUGGAGUACACACUCGGGCGCUAAGCUUAGUGAGUGUUUGAAGAGGGCGUCAGAGGAGAGGACAUCAUCUGACUCCAGGCUAGGAAAUUUUUAUUUGAACAUCAAGGAUCGUGUGCAACUUGAAAGCCGAUGAUUGGACAGUAGGACUUGGAGUGUGCUACAUGAACAUACAGAGAUUAUCCAAUGCAGUGCGCUUUGAUAGACGGCCGGGUGCCCGAUCAUCUCUAUGGACUAAUGAAGCCGGAUUUUCACAGAUGCAUGGAUGCGGAUUAGAUUUCAAGGCGCCAUGAUUCAGCCUCAUAGAGUCCAUCUAUUUGUGUGCCUCGUUACUGCAGCUGUGAGGGUGCUGGCAGACGACAACACCUACUGCCCACGGAGCAUCUACGACUGCGACAGCUUGGAGGCAAGGCUUCAUGCUUCCGCUGACGUCAUCGUGACCCCAGAGUUCAUGACCUCUUCCCACGAAGCCACGGACAUCGACGAACUUUGCAGAUUCUUUAAAAGUCCGGAAUGUUCGGACAGUAUAGUAGGCCAGUGUAAGGGCGAGGUCGUCUAUGCCACUCAGAUCUUCAAAAUUCGUCAGCAGUACAUCUGUGGAGAAAGGUUUGCUAGAAAAGAAAUGAAUGCACUGAAAGCGUGUGCCAGGAAAACUGACCGGAACUUGUCCAGCUGCCAUAAGAAACGGAAUGAAAGGUUGGAUGAGGUGAACAACUUGCUGCAGACGUCGCCGGUGACUCAUCCCUGGUGCAAUUUCACCAAUGACUACAUCACCUGCGUCUAUACUGUCAUGGCAUUAGGCUGCGCCAUUGAGGUGGCUGAGAAGUACAUGGAGAACUUCAACUUUACCUCACACUUCGUCGACGUCGUCAACGGCCACGGCUGCUCUUUCAGCCACCCGAUGGAAAUUUUAAAGACCACAGCUUUACCGGACAUCACCUCCCAGAUUUACAGCCGGCAUGGUAAUUACCACAGUGAACGCUCUUCCCCGAGGUUGCGCAAUUCGUCGACGUCUUCAGCCUCGGACAGUCGGACCUUAUUGUGCUUGUGUUGCCUUCUUGGUUUCGCCGCCUUUUUGUUUGGCCAGCGGGACGAACUGUGGCUUCUUCCUGAAAGAAACAUUAUAACUUUCCCUGCUUCCUAAAUGACGUUAUAACUGUUGUUUGUUCAAGAACACACA